Messenger RNA from Aureobasidium subglaciale EXF-2481, 1104 nucleotides. RefSeq lists its product as uncharacterized. Bases 135 to 887 code for a protein of 250 amino acids. Lineage: Eukaryota; Fungi; Ascomycota; Dothideomycetes; Dothideales; Saccotheciaceae. The transcript has 2 exons. The record is from RefSeq and is a predicted model, not a curated record.
CCUAUUCAAGGUCGUCACGAGUAACACUAUAACGACAUUCAUAAGGAGCCUCACAGGAUUGUUGCGUUCUCUCCAAGGUGCACGUCACCGGACCAUCAAUAAAGACCAAUCUUGACGCAACACUAUACAAUACCAUGUCCCCACCAACCAAGGGUGACCUGGAUGCAAGACAUGACAGCCACUCCAAUCCCAACGGCAACACUCAUUCACCAUCUUCCAAUGACCUGCAAAACACUCCCCUAGACGCAUAUCCCUUUCCACAAGUGCCUCCAGACACAACCACAAACCACAACCACCACGACAUCAACCCUGCGACCACAAUCGCCACAAAACCAUACGAAGAACUAGAAGUCCACAUCCAUCAGGCACCAUCUCUUCGUCAUAGAAAAGUCCGCACAUGGCUCUCCCAUCGCUUCGCAAUGCUCCACAAAUUACCUUGUCUGCGCUCCAAACCGUCUAUCCCAGUAACUCCCGAAUCUCCCGGACCUACCCCACGUGCAGUAAUCCCCUCGCCCCUGAUUUCAGCAAAGGCCUCUCCACCAGAGAGUCCACUCAGGGAAAGAGGAAGAGCAAGAGCAAGAGCAAGAGCAAGAGCAAGAAAAAGCAGACCAAUAACAAUCUAUGAUGAUGGACGUGGUGAUUGGAGGGAUUAUGCCUAUCUCUAUACUGGUGAGAUUUAUUUCUCAAAGUCUCAAUUGGGGUUGGAGAGUCGUAGGCAAUCUGUGGUUGUUGGUGAUCUUGAAGAUUCUCCUAUACAUGACAGUGCUCCAGUGGAGCAGGCCGCAGAUGAGCUGAGCGCUGGACACGCCAAUGUCGAGGAGUCGCACUCGCCAGAAAUUGAAGUUGACGGUGAGGAUGCCACGGUCGAGCGAGAUGUGGGAGAGUAACGAGGUUACGAAGACAGUGGCGACAACGCAACGACGAGGGAAGGACCAGCUGCCAUGACAACGACCGCGAAGACGGACGCGGUGGAGAAUAUUGUUGCCAUAAGUAUCGCGGUUGUAGUAACGCAGGAGAUGCUUGUGGACACGUUUAGCGGCAGCGCAUGACCAUGGCUGAUUGAAUAAGCUUGAGUAAUCAGAGAUUGGAGUAUUCGACGCGCAU